UUAUGGGAUCGCCAACUCAAGCUUACGUCAGUAUUCCAAGAUGGCAGCGCCCAUGUAGAAUGUAAACAAACAACCGAAUGAAGGACAUUUACAUAAGCUAACUAAAAAUAUGCCAGAAACUUCCUCAGAUGAUUUGGACCAAAAACAUAAGAGUGCGAGUGAGAUAGUUGAAGAACGACGAAAAAAAACAAUCGAAGAAAAGAGGAAAAGGGUGAAUGAGAUUGUAGAAGAAAAUAGAAAGAGAGUGGUCAAAGAAAAAUUGGAAGCUGUACUAAGACAUCCAUGCAAUCGUGAAAAAGAAAUGUCAUAUCAGUGUUUAGAAGAUAAUGGUUAUGAUAGAGGUAGAUGUCAAAUGUAUUUUGAAAAUUACAGAAACUGUUCCAAGUUUUGGAAUAGUGUAAGCUGGGAAAGAUUGUUCAGAGGCAUUAAACCUUCAAUUCCUCCUCCGGAUGAAAGAGAUGCUAUUAGAGAAGAAUUUGCAAAAAGAAAAGGCUAUAAUUACUGAAUCUAUUUGUUUUGUGUAUCUGAGGAAGCUAGUAUCUAGGAAAAAAUGCCCAAAGUCUGACCAUUUCCAAUUGUUUAAAAAAAAAAGGCACAUGAAGUAUGUAUGAAUGAGACGAACUGCUGUUAUCUUUGAAACAUGGAUGUAUUGAAAUAGGAGGAGCUAGUAUUUUAAAAUCAUCAAUCAAAUUAGUACAAAUCCCACAAAUUAUAUCUUUUUAUAUUGCUGAGUUGUGUUGACUAUAAAUUAUUAUGCUUUUAUAGCUAGUUAUUUCCUGGACAUCAUUGAUGUUUUUGUGUAGAUGAAACAUACGUUUUUAAAUAUUAAAUUAUAGGGAAAACAAUUUCUUCAUAACAUCUUGAUAUUGUUUCGUCAACAUGUAUAACAUGAGGAUUAUUAAUAUUUUCCACUUUUUAUCCAACCUGAAUUUUUUAUUGACUUGUUUCAUAAAUAUUUGUACUUUUUCCUUUUUCCUUUUUCUUUAUAGAUUGAUGUUUUCUUUAAUUGCAAAAUCAUGAAAGCAGUGUCAUAGAUUCUACCCUUUUGAACUGCAUUAUCACCUUAAAUAUUUUCGUUCAGUAAUAAAGUUAAUCUCUUAGUGUUGAUAGGUUAAGCAAAGAUGUACAUAUUAGGAGGUUUAAAAGGAAAUCUUGCCGUUAUUUAUGAAUAACGUACUUGAUUUGUAUGUAUUUAUAAGUCUUAAAAAUGUUUGUUUAUGUGUAAUGAAUAAAUGAGGAAAAAAUGCUUUUAA
Messenger RNA from Mytilus trossulus (common blue mussel), 1253 nucleotides. Its product is annotated as coiled-coil-helix-coiled-coil-helix domain-containing protein 7-like. The record is from RefSeq and is a predicted model, not a curated record. Lineage: Eukaryota; Metazoa; Mollusca; Bivalvia; Mytilida; Mytilidae. Gene Ontology annotation, biological process: mitochondrial respiratory chain complex assembly. Gene Ontology annotation, cellular component: mitochondrion. The coding region runs from base 110 to 505 and encodes 131 amino acids. The transcript has 3 exons.